Messenger RNA from Gamsiella multidivaricata, 2733 nucleotides. RefSeq lists its product as uncharacterized. Bases 1 to 2733 code for a protein of 910 amino acids. The record is from RefSeq and is a predicted model, not a curated record. The transcript has 3 exons. Lineage: Eukaryota; Fungi; Mortierellomycota; Mortierellomycetes; Mortierellales; Mortierellaceae. Gene Ontology annotation, biological process: cell surface receptor signaling pathway.
AUGGACAUCGCCGUGACAGCAGUGACUGGCACUACGUUGUUAAAUCAGGGAGUAGCUGUUGCCAAAAACGUCCUAAAUUCUCAAAAGACCCAAGAUGUUAUCGCAAACAUUGAAAAGAACCCCGUCCUGAAUCACCUCAUCCAGCUGGCAGACAAGCUUGUAGACAUUGGCAAAGCUGUUCCAUUCAUUGCGCCUGCCUUUGUCAUCUUGAAGAUCAUCAUUGAUGUAGAGCAAAGCGCCAGAGACGCAGAUGCAAAAUGCGAGGAUCUACUGGAACGUAUCAACUUCAUGGUCAGCAACAUCACGGUCCUUGAAAAGGUCAGGGUCAUCGAUCCGCUGAGGGCAGUGAUCGAAAAGAUGAACGACACCCUGAAGCAGGCCGCUUCACUGAUCCAGGCUUACCGCAAGCAAGGCGCUAUUGCCAGAAGACUCAAAAUGUCCAACAACCAGAGCUUUGUUCAAAUGGCUACGAAAAUCAGCGCCUGCUCGCAAGACCUGAUGCUCAGCCUGCAGAUCCAGCAGACAGGAGAUAUCUCUGUGCUUUCCAGAUCCGUUCCCAUGGAUUCUCAGGAUGAAGAGGCCAGAGAAUUCGUAUCAGCCCAUGGCGGCCAGGCCGCUAUCAAUAACAGCCCAGAGCUGAUCGAGGAAUUUGCAAAGAGGAUGCAGCUGAAAAUGAGUGAUCAAGUCAUGGAUCAGAUGCAGACGAGCAUGGAGGAUAUCUUGGAGGAGAAUCAAUCCCGCAUUGAGGCACUGCUCAAGGAGAAUUCAAGUAACACCAUUGCAGAAACCAUCAAAGCCUUGGCCGCAGAUGUGCGCGAGCAAGAAUCCGAACAGCGGCUCACUUGCGUCCAGUGUGACAAGGAGUACCGCGUAUCCGCCAACGGUUCAGAAGCAUGCUCAUUCCACAAGUCCUCACAGGUCUGCAAUACAUACUCGUGCUGUGGCAAGAAGGCACCCUGCACAUUCUCAAACCACCGAUCGGUCCAUCACUGCGAAUAUCCCUAUACCAACUUUUACGACUACGCGCACGCCAUUAUUGGUUUCACCGACACAACGACUGAAUGGGCCACGGUCAAGGAGAAGGACAUGCUGUCGAACGAGACUCAAAUGGCAACCGUUAGCAAACUUAUCCGCUGGCGCACGCGGCACGAAAAUAUCACCAAGCCCAUGAUGCUGAUCUAUACUGGUCGGAUUAACUUUGACACUCCCUACUAUCUUCAAGCCUUUGAUGCUGAGGACCUCAAAGCUGCCGAGGCCGCUGUCCGCGCUACUGGCAAGACGCUGAUCUUCAAGGCAAGCGAGGAUAAGAGCCAGUACUCUAUGGUAGAGUGGACUUUAAACGAUGAUGGAGUCAUUCAUGGCGUGAAACUAUCCGCCAAAGUGGCCACUAGUGACACUGCCACGGUUAAGGUCGUUCCAAUCGACAUUACAACUGUAUCCCUCAUGGGGGAGGUUCAGACAUUAUCAAAGGCGACGUUCAAGCUUUAUAAGCCCGCUGAGCCAUACAAGCUCCCAGAGAGUCGCCAUGUCGGCCAUAUCCUGAGGCCUACACCCCUACGCGAAGUACGCGAGUUCAAGGCCGAGUCCAGGUUGCCAUUGGUGGUGAUCCCGCAAGGCAGGAUGCUAGCCAACUCACGGGGCAACUAUGUGCGCAACAACGCCGACAAAUUCCAGGGCACGCUCCGCAUCUUCAACAAGGCCCCGCCAUCUAGCCAAACCUAUGUGACUUUGGCAUCUUGUAAGGCCGAAUAUCGGUUCGUGGGCGAGAAGGAAUACAAGGAUGUCGAGUCUUUAACUUUGGACGAUGUCAAGUUUCCGGUCGCGAUUGCGCCAACGCAGUCUGCUGAUAUACCCUUUGAGGCGAUUGUCCGCCGUAAUGCAGAGCAAGCAGCCCUGAUGCAGAACUGCUGGGACUGGGCCAUGGUUGCACUUCACCACCCCGUCCGCAUACGCAUCACUUUCAAGGAUAUCGAUGGCGAGGAAUGCGUUUUUGUCCAGGAGUACAUUCAUCGACCGCGAAAGAACAUGACCACCAAGAACGAGAAGGAUUUGCUGUUCCUGCACAUCGAUGAUAUCCUUGACGGCACCAGGAGUGUAGCCCGUGUCACAAAGGAGGAAGAAGAUUCUGACUAUGUCGUCAGCAUUAAUGAUUCAAGACUUGGGGUCGAGGACUUGAACAAGAUUGUAUACAAGGCUGAGCUGAGCGGCGAGACGGAGGUCAAUCUAGGAAUUGGACGGGAAACUGACAGCCACAAAUGGGAUGUUUGGGCUUUGAUUGAUCUGAGCUGUCGACGUGUCUAUGGAUUCAAGGUACUUGUGAUGGAGGGGUCAGGACGAUCCAAAAAGACGACAGCAUCCCUUGGAUAUGCACCAUGCCCGAUCUACGGGGGGACGGAUCUCGAGGAGAAAUCUAUUCAAUAUGCGGUAGAAAAAGCUGACUUUCCUGAACUGGAACUCCAGGAGCCGUUGGACGUGAUCGAGGAUGACGAUUUCGAUGAUAAAAAAGUUGUCGUCAAUGGCCAGGCAGCUGAAUCCGUCGUCGCCAUUGCCACUGCAGCCUCGUCUUCUGUCACAGCUGCUCUCUCCGAGGUCUCCAAAGCUACAAGUUCUCUGGACACUACGGUUUUUUCUAGCAGUAUGGCUUCGCUGGAAAAGCGGCUCGAGUCCCUGGACACAAAUGUCGCUCGCAUGGCAACCGCUCUUGAAAAAUUGGUUGAAAUCCUCAGCCCUUGA